CUUACGUACAGCUCCAACGGCAUGCAGCAUAUGACCAGAGCAAAAUUAUGUGAUUUAUAAACUGAUCACGUGCUACCCAGCUGUGAUACCAUUGUUGAGGAGGGCGUUUGCACCCUCAUGUAAUGAACAACCCCUGAUAAUACUUCUCCUUCCAUUAACCUAAUUCCAUCUGAUCAAACCAUCAUUGAAACGUACCUAUCCAUAAACAAAGCAUCUAUUCAUAUGUCCCCAAACAUAAGUCCACGAAUUCAACAGCCUAGGUAUAGAUCGACGAUGGAGCACGUAGGAUCUUUGGAUAAAUAUGAAAUUCUCGAUUGUUAUGCACCAAGGGAACCUAGUGAAGACAGGAGGAUGUUGCCCACACAGAAGUCACCACGAGAUUAUGACGCUAGCGACCUCGAUGGAUAUGCAACCUUGCUCACACAAAAGGUACCUGAUGACGAUGCGUCGUUCUUACAAUGGGCAUCUCGGAAUACCUUAGAUCAAGUCCCAUCAUCCACACAAAAGGCGCCACGAACCGACCGAGAGCAUGAUCAUGGUAACGAUGCCGACGAAGACGCGGCGCUGUUGCCACAACUCUUCCAACACAGCACCAAACACGGUCCUCCGUCUGAUGAGCACAACCUGCCCAGCCCCUCCACGUCCACGUCCACGUCCAAACAAGACAGCACGCCCUCUCCUCACCAGAAGAAGAGAGCCUCUACCCCAGCUCUUCACCAAUCCCGUGUUUCGAAACGAGCGGCGCAUCUCCGGCGAUGGCCGACUUAUCGAACAACCCGCGCCAUGAUGCAGCGGAUGGGAAGCCGAGACGACCAGUCGAGAAACCCAGAAUCGCAACCGGAACCAAAGGAAUAAAUAGCCCCCUUUACAUUUCUUUCGAGUUUAGGAUCGAGAUGGCAAUCGUCGUCGUGUUAGAUCAACCAACCCACUAACCUAGAGGGGCCUAGGCAUUUCCGAUGACGAUAGCUUUGUAUUGGUUUUGUACUAGGUCUGUCAUGUAUGUACGAUAAUAUAUGAAGUGAUUAUUUGCUAUCCAUACUUUUAUUGAUGUCGUUUUGAGGCGAUGCGGUACAAGUUGACAUACUACCUAGGCACCUACCUACUAGGUAGUACUACGUAGUAAUAUA
Hypoxylon fragiforme is the source of this 1127-nucleotide messenger RNA. RefSeq lists its product as uncharacterized. The record is from RefSeq and is a predicted model, not a curated record. The transcript is spliced from 2 exons. NCBI's taxonomy places the organism in Eukaryota, Fungi, Ascomycota, Sordariomycetes, Xylariales, Hypoxylaceae. Bases 223 to 855 code for a protein of 210 amino acids.